This is a messenger RNA of Leptosia nina, 2481 nucleotides long. NCBI's taxonomy places the organism in Eukaryota, Metazoa, Arthropoda, Insecta, Lepidoptera, Pieridae. The record is from the annotation of a GenBank genome assembly.
AUGGCAAGGUCGUCGAAGGAUGAUGCGAGAUUUAGCGAGACUGCAUGGAAUUAUCACGCUGAAACCGGUGAAGUAAAUAAUGUGAACUCUACGUUAUCGCAUAACACAAAUAUUCUAAAUGAAAGUCUGUACACCAACGCGAAUUUUAAUAAAGACGCUUACCAGAAUCAAUACAACAUGCAAGCGGCAGACAUAGCGCCUAAUAAGGAGGAAAAUAUUCCAUUUACCGCGAUGCCCAAUGUAAAUCGCGUUUCGAGGCAGGGCUACGGCAAUGCAAUGCUUAAUCUAGGUAACGGACAACUGGUUCGCGUUUUUUAUGACGAGAACAAUCAACAGUUGAUUUUCCCUAUGUCUGGUCAGUAUGAAUUAUUCAGUAACAAGCAGGGCUUAUGCGAUGUCCCUCUACAAUCUACUCAGCCUCCACACAUGUUUACUUUAAACCAAGAAUAUAACAUGGGACAUCCAAUACAGUCUUCGACGGCUACCAUUCAAAAUGCUGCCUUUAACCAAGAAUUGAAUCAGGCAGCCAAUCAGCCAACUUCUAAUUUUUUAAAGGAUGUUUUAGGUAAUUGGGAACCUAAUUCAAGCGGUACUUAUUCUCCGUUUGGCCAAAAUUACCCUUUAAACCACCCAGAUGCACCAUUAAACAUACUAUCUAAUACAAAUAAUCACAUGAAUGAGGUUAAUACUCAAAUAAGGCAAGAUCUGUCUCCGAAAAGGAAUGAGACCAGUCCAUUGGCUGAUACUAGUACUAAGAAGCGUAUAGUUGCUGAAGUAAAGCCUAUGCGUCCCAGCUACUCUGAUGUUCUAAGUAAAAAUACAAAGAACACUUAUACAGAUACAACUACCAAGGCAAAGCCUAAUGAUAGUAAACCCAGUAAGCCCAACAAAUCUGAUAAACCAUACCCAAAAAUUCAAAGUGAGAAAAUUAAAGGAGACAAAAAGCAAAAUAUCCCAUCAUCCGGCAGCGACUCAGGUGAUAUCAAUAUAGAGGACAUUGAUAAGCAUCAAAAACCUAGCAAAAAAUCGAAAAAACGUAACAUGUCUCGUAAAUGGUCAUCCUUUGAGGAUAUAAGUGUGGAAGACCAGCACUCUACUAACCAAACAGAGAGUCAAUUUGUCUUCAUCAAGAAUCAGGUUGAUAAACCAAAAAAGGAAAAACGAGAGAAGCCUAAAGUUUCGGAGCCUGAAGAAGAUAAGAAAGAUGACUCUGAGUUUGUGCUACAGGAUGAGGUUAAUGAUGUUAAGGCAAAGAAGAAAAAAGAACCUCGUAGUUACCAUAAAGUUAAACCAGUAAAAGAUAAAAAGACACCUAUACAAACUAAAGUGAGACGUAACAAGCCAGGAUAUCUUGGUUUAGCACAGAAUUACCUUGAGCAUUGGGGAGGUGCAACAUGGAAGGCUCUUGUUUGGUUCGUCUAUCUAUUGUCAGAUGUUUGUCACAUGAGCCUGCAUCUUUCUUUUGACCUAUGCACCUCGGUAUUUACUCAGUCCUACGUUAGCUGCCAAGCAGUGUGGAGGAGCAGUAAGGAUUGGUUUUCCAAAUUGCGUGACAACAAAUAUCUCUUGUACAUAGACAGAAAAUUCGGACACACCAGAUUUGCAUUCUGGAGAAAAUUGAAAUGGCUUCGAAAAGAUAAGGAUAACGAUGACAGCGAAACAAACAAGCUGAACUCGAAUAUACCACUGCCAGGGACAGGGGAGGAAGCAAUGAAAAGGUUACUUGCCUGCCAAGGGAAAGAUCCAUAUAGCAUUCUAGGUGUAAGCGAGACAUGUACAGACGAUGAUAUAAAACGUUUCUAUCGGCGACAGGCGUUCCUCGUACACCCGGACAAGAAUCAACAGCCCGGCGCUGAGGAAGCAUUUAAAAUACUUCAACACGCUUUCGACCUUAUUGGGGAGCCGGAACGUCGGGAAGAGUACGAGAGGAAAGCGCAGGAGUCUCGACACGUAGAAGCUGCGUGGAGUGAGGUCAGUGACCUGAUAGCGCAGUUGCACGAUAAAAUGGAGUUUGCUGCUAAUACUAUCAGAUGUACAAACUGCGGUCGGCGACACAAACGCGUAGCAACAGAUAGGCCGUGCUACGCGGCGCGGUACUGCGCUCAGUGUAAAAUACGACACUCCGCUAAGGAGGGUGACAUUUGGGCAGAGUCCAGCAUGUGGGGCCUGCUAGUGAUGUACUACGCGUGCAUGGACGGUGCGGUGUAUCAGAUAACGCAGUGGGCGACUUGCCAGAAGAAGAACUUGAAGCAACUGCGCGCGGACUGUCACAUCGUCCAAUACCGGAUCGUGCUCGGGAACAAAGCGGCCGCAGCGGACCUCAGCCACAGACCUUCCACUGGGCACGAACCGAACCUAGAGGAGUUUUUGAACAAUCUAUACAAUAAGACAGGUGUGACAACAAACACUGCCAACCCGAAACAAACUACCACCGAGACAGCUGAUGCCAAAAAGCGACGCAGCAAAAAAACUAAAGCCUAG